UCAUGCUGCUGCCAGGUCCAGAGUCUCUCAUGGGUCCCUGUACGGCCUCCCAUUGCUGCUGUCUCCAUCGCCACACUCUGCCAUGUGCCACUUUCAGGUCUCCUCACACACUGCUGGUGUGUAGAAUUUUUUGACAUAGGGUGCUGGCAGAUUACGGGCCUCCCAUAGCUGCUGCUGCCAGGCCCCUAAUCUGCCAUGGGCCCCUAUAUACCGCCUCCUCAUGCUGCUGCCAGGUCCAGAGUCUCUCAUGGGUCCCUGUACGGCCUCCCAUUGCUGCUGUCUCCAUCGCCACACUCUGCCAUGUGCCACUUUCAGGUCUCCUCACACUGCUGUGUGUGUUAGAAUUUUUUGAC
Staurois parvus is the source of this 353-nucleotide messenger RNA. The record is from the annotation of a GenBank genome assembly. Lineage: Eukaryota; Metazoa; Chordata; Amphibia; Anura; Ranidae.